AGUGCCUGCCAGACAGUAAAUAAGCCCAGAAGCAAAAAAAAGCAGGGAAGAAGCUGUCUCCAUCUUGUCGGCACGCGCUGGGCUGGCGACGCGGCGGCGAUGGGGAGCGUGCUAGGGCUGUGCUCCGUGGCGAGCUGGAUACCAUGUUUGUGUGGCAGCGCCCCAUGUUUGCUGUGCCGGUGCUGCCCUAGUGGAAACAAUUCCACUGUGACUAGAUUGAUCUACGCACUUUUCUUGCUUGUUGGAGUGUGUGUGGCUUGUGUAAUGUUAAUACCAGGAAUGGAAGAACAACUGAAUAAGAUUCCUGGGUUCUGUGAGAAUGAGAAAGGUGUUGUUCCCUGUAACAUUCUGGUGGGCUACAAAGCUGUGUAUCGCUUGUGCUUUGGCUUGGCCAUGUUUUAUCUUCUCCUCUCCCUCCUGAUGAUCAAAGUGAAAAGCAGCAGCGAUCCUAGAGCCGCAGUCCACAAUGGAUUCUGGUUCUUCAAGUUUGCUACAGCAAUUGCAAUUAUUAUUGGCGCUUUCUUCAUUCCAGAAGGCACUUUUACAACUGUGUGGUUUUACGUAGGCAUGGCGGGUGCCUUUUGUUUCAUUCUCAUACAACUAGUCUUACUUAUUGAUUUUGCCCAUUCUUGGAAUGAAUCGUGGGUUGAAAAAAUGGAAGAAGGGAACUCAAGAUGUUGGUAUGCAGCUCUGUUAUCAGCCACAGCUCUGAAUUACUUGCUGUCUUUAGUUGCCAUCGUCUUGUUCUUUGUCUACUAUACCCACCCCGCCAGUUGUUCAGAAAAUAAGGCGUUCAUCAGUGUCAACAUGCUCCUCUGUAUUGGGGCGUCUGUGAUGUCUAUACUGCCCAAGGUCCAGGAAUCACAACCAAGAUCCGGCUUGUUACAAUCGUCAGUAAUUACAGUCUACACAAUGUAUUUGACAUGGUCCGCUAUGACCAAUGAACCAGAAACAAACUGCAAUCCAAGUCUACUAAGCAUCAUUGGCUUCAAUACCACAAGCCCUAUCCCAAAGGACGGGCAGUCUGUGCAGUGGUGGCAUCCUCAAGGAAUUAUAGGACUUGUUCUUUUCCUGCUGUGUGUGUUUUAUUCAAGCAUCCGUACCUCCAAUAAUAGUCAGGUUAAUAAACUGACUCUAACAAGUGAUGAGUCAACACUGAUAGAAGAUGGGAAUGCCAGAAGUGACGGAUCACUAGAAGAUGGUGAUGACGUUCACCGAGCUAUAGACAAUGAAAGGGACGGUGUCACCUACAGUUACUCCUUCUUUCACUUCAUGCUCUUCCUGGCUUCGCUGUAUAUCAUGAUGACCCUUACCAACUGGUACAGGUAUGAGCCUUCUCGCGAGAUGAAGAGUCAGUGGACAGCAGUCUGGGUGAAAGUCUCCUCCAGUUGGAUUGGCAUCGUGCUGUACGUGUGGACUCUGGUGGCACCGCUUGUUCUUACAAAUCGGGAUUUUGACUGAUGGGACUUCUGGCAUGAGAGUCCCACUUUGGUCGCUGUUUAUUUGACAUUAACAGUAUUCUCAAUUUUUGUAAAGUUGUAUGUGCUGUUGUGUAACCUACUGUUUUUCUCUUGCAUGAAUUAGAUUUACUCUGCCAUUUCAACAUGUUCUUACUAAGUGUAUUGAUGAUAUGAAAUGUAAAGGAAGAAUUUUGAUAUAGUGGCAAAUUAGGAAAGAUGGACAUUGAUAAGAGGCAUAUGCAUAUCAUCUGCACAUAUGAAAUUAAAAGUGAAAACAAAAAUUCUUGACAGUUGGUUUCAAAAUUGUGUUAGACCUUACGCUACUUUAAAAACAUAAGUGUAUGGCUGCUUUCUGCCUUACAGAGGACUGCAAAGCAAAUCAGCUGUUCUAAAAUUAUGUAAAUAAGUGAAAACUAGUUGUCUGAAAAACACAAGUCACUUUAAUUUUGUCAGGAUUCUCUUCCUACGUACAGAAUGUUGUAUGUUUAGUGGGAAACAGUGUAGGAUGUGG
Molecule: messenger RNA, 1971 nt
Organism: Acomys russatus (golden spiny mouse)
Lineage: Eukaryota; Metazoa; Chordata; Mammalia; Rodentia; Muridae
Gene: Serinc1
Product: serine incorporator 1
Exons: 10
Coding region: 100-1461 (453 amino acids)
Cellular component (GO): membrane
Source: RefSeq, a predicted model, not a curated record